UUAAGAAAAUGUCACGUAAUAUCGAAGAAGGGGAAGAGGAGGAAGAGGAGGAGGAGGAGGAUGAAGCACCAGUAACUUUACGUAAGAGUACCGGUUUCAAAAUGGUUACGAGUAUUGCACCGACUGUCAAUCAGAAUGCAACUGAAAUAACAAGUAGCACUGAUAGCCAGCCGACUAAAAUAGUUCAUGAAACACGUACGGAGUCAUAUGAAGAACAAACACCAAAUCUAGCGGAAGUUGCGAGAAAAGAAGCAGAAUUAAAUCAAGCGAGAAUUAUUGCCGAGCAGAAAGAAGCAAUGGAGAGAGCACAGCAAGAAGCGCUUCAACGAGCACAAUUGGCUCAGCAACAAGCUAUAAAGGAAGCACAGGAACGUGCUAAACGUGAAGCUCAGAUGCGUGUUCAGGAAGCACAAGCUGAAGCUAAGGCCAAGCAAGCCGAGGCUGAAGCAAAAGCUAAGCAAGCUCAAGCUGAGGCAAAGGCUAAACAAGCCGAAGCUGAAGCUAAAAAAAGGGCUGAGCAAGAAGCACAACGACGAGCUCAACGAGAAGCUCAGAUUAAAGCGGAACGGGAGCGCGCAGAGCAACUUCGUGCCCAGCAGCAGGCCAAGAUGAUGGCUGCCAAACAGCCUCAACAACCGCAAGUUCAAGCACAAAAUUUACAGCAAAAUCAACCACUGAAUGUUCAACAGCGACAACAGCAACAGCAACCUCAAAUGAUGACAAAACAGUCUCAGAUUCAGGCGUCAAACUAUCAGGCACCAAUAAAACAAGUGCAACAGACGCCUCAGCAACAACAACAAAAAAAAGGCCCAGCAGUACCAACAAAACCUGAGCAAACAUCAUUAACACGUCAAACUGCGCCUUCAGCAAUAGCUGCAGGUGGUCCAGCAGGUCAUAAAUUAUCUGCAAGAGGCGUGCUACAGGCUCAGGCUUCACCAGCAUCUGCAACACUUGCUCAACAGCAGACAUCAGGCGCACAGUUGAUUCCAAACAUUGGCGACAAGAUCCAAGUGAUGAGAGGUGGCGAUGUACAGCAAGCUUAUCUAAAUAGCCUCAACAAGCCGGCGGAAGUAUUGCCACAACAAGAAAUAAAACCGAUCCAUGCACAGGAUGAUCAAUCAUGGGUAACGCAAAAUCGAAUCCCAGUUGAAAUCCAAGCUCCUCAACCAGCGAAAAUCACUAUCCCAGAACUGCACGGAAGUGUUGAAGUUAAGCCAACUGUGAUUGUUCCUCGCCCUGCACAAACAACUCGUGUAGAAUGGAAUGAAUUUCCACAGGAAGGAACAAAGGAACUAAUAGAUGUACCACGGAUUAAAGCUGGCGAAUGGCAUCCCGACAAUCAGGGUGAAAUUAUUGGCGCACAGCCGGUCAGAAGUGCUUAUCAACCGGGUCGUAUUGGGCAUGUUUGGCCUCCACCACAAAGUGAAAAUGUCCCACCACCACAAGAAGUAAAAGUAACUAAAACAGCGGAAGAUACGACAUGGAGACGCGAUGAGAAAGUAGAAACGGAAACCGGGCCAGCUUGGGGUAAGACUGUUCCCCAUAAUUUGCAAAGAGUUUGGCCGCCACCAGAAAAUGAAGUUCGUAUAGAUAGAUCUGUUGGUUCACGAUUGAAAACCAUACAAUGGCCACCACCAGAAUUUGAACAACAAAUUCAACAGGACGUUGAUAUUCUUCAAACACGACUACCUGUAAAGCCAAAUCAACGCCAAUGGCCACCACCACCACCUGAAUAUGCACCAGCUGUUGAGCAGAAUGAAACAAAAAUGGAUGAAAAAAUAACAACAAAACAGGCACCCGCUCAACAGAUGCAAAAUAGGACGACUACAACUACAAUAACGAGGGGAAUGGUACGUGUUGGCGAAGCAAGAUGA
Messenger RNA from Acanthocheilonema viteae, 1874 nucleotides. Lineage: Eukaryota; Metazoa; Nematoda; Chromadorea; Rhabditida; Onchocercidae. The record is from the annotation of a GenBank genome assembly.